This is a messenger RNA of Gloeophyllum trabeum ATCC 11539, 1179 nucleotides long. RefSeq lists its product as uncharacterized. Gene Ontology annotation, cellular component: peroxisomal importomer complex; peroxisomal membrane. Gene Ontology annotation, biological process: protein import into peroxisome matrix, docking. The record is from RefSeq and is a predicted model, not a curated record. The transcript is spliced from 5 exons. The coding region runs from base 1 to 1179 and encodes 392 amino acids. Gene Ontology annotation, molecular function: signaling receptor binding. NCBI's taxonomy places the organism in Eukaryota, Fungi, Basidiomycota, Agaricomycetes, Gloeophyllales, Gloeophyllaceae.
AUGUCUGGUGAGGACACUCAACCACCGCCCAGCAGCAAGAUAGAGAGCUCAUCGGGGGUACCAGCGUCGCCAUCGGGUCCAGCACAGUCGGGUUUGGAGAGAAAUGAACUCCUCGCGCGGGCUCGGACGUUCUUGUUGUCCCCACAAAUCAAGAAUGAAGAUAUAUUGGCGAAGCGCAGAUUUCUGACAGAGAAAGGGUUGACGGAACCCGAGAUCGACGGGCUCCUUCGUGAACUGCCCUCUCAAGUGCAAGUCCCGCAAGUCCCCCCUCGGACGUACCCCCAGCCCCCUCCGUCACGUCUUCCCGACCUCCUUGCCGGAAUCCUUAGGAUAUCUACGUGGGUGGCCGGAGGUUCUGCUGUCCUCCUACUGGUGUUCUACCGAUUCAUCCUACCGCGUCUAGCGCUUACAUACCAAGCCCGACAUGCUCUGCGGAGGCAACAGAAGGAUCUCGUACUGCGGUUGAACAAGUCUCUGGAGACACUGAAAGACACCCAGAAGGAAUCUUAUGCCGACAUUCCUCGUUCAGAUCCAUUCAAGGAGCCUCCCGAAUACAGGGUCUGCCGAACCAUCGACGAUAUUCUGACUGUCUGUGAAGAUCGUUUGGACGACGUGCCAAGAUACACUCUGUUACGAUGCGCGCUCGCUGAGUUCACUGCAGAGGGAAAGGAGCCGACAGCGCAAACGUUGUUCGAACGCCUGCGUGGCAAGAUACCCUGGCUAGACACGCCAGAGGGUGUUACAUACCAGGAGAAAAUAUGGCAGAUGCUCAUAUCAUCAUCACCUUUCGUGCCUUCCGACCCUUCCCACCCCGAAUCCUGCACCUGGUCGUUCAACCCGCCCCCACCUCCCCAACCAUCCUCGCUAGUCAGCGGUCUCUCCACUUUGCAGUCCUCUUUACCCUCUCCUCCACAGUUUCCUCGCUACCAGCACACACACCAAGCGCUUGUUGACUUCACUGGGUACCUGACGACACAGACCUACGCCUCGUCGACGUUCUUGCGAGGCUCCGGUUAUGGCGUCGGGGGUGCUGAGGGAAACACGGAAGAAGAGGAGGUCAAGCGCGAAAUCCGAGCGCUGAAGGGGCUUGUUUUGAAUCGGCGGUCGUUCAUGGGCUCUUUGCACAGACCGCCGAGUGUUUCGGCGGUCCCGCCCGCGGCCCCUUUCCCGACCCCAUGA